GGAAGGGGGGAGGGGCGGCGCAUGCGCACGGCCGGCCGCGGCGGAGGCGCUGCUGACGGAGGGACGGACCGAUUGACUGACCGACGGGCAGCAUAGGCAGACGGACGGACAGGAAGGCGCCCGGGCUUCUCCAUUCUCUCAGGGGAGGCGGCGGUGGUGGUGGUGGCUGCUGCGGCGGCGGCUGCUGCUGCUGCUGCUGGGCAGCGCGGAGACUUCCUCUAGCCGUCGCCUGACGCCUGCUGCUCGGCGGGAUCCCACAGCCCGGAUAUGGCUCGUGGACAGCAGAAGAUCCAGUCACAGCAGAAAAAUGCCAAAAAGCAAGCUGGACAGAAGAAGAAGCAAGGCCAUGAUCAGAAGGCUGCAGCUAAGGCAGCUUUAAUAUACACAUGCACUGUCUGUAGGACACAGAUGCCAGAUCCCAAGACAUUCAAACAGCACUUUGAGAGCAAGCAUCCGAAGACUCCACUCCCUCCAGAACUGGCGGAUGUUCAGGCAUAAAGUCCACAGGUGAAUUCAUGGAACCUGAUUAUUCUUCUGCGAUCAGACAUUGCAUAACAAAUCUGCAGCUGCUUUUCUAACAAACUGUUGAUCAACAAAAAAUGAAGGGGCUAUAGAAACAUUCAUAUUUUUAUGCUGUUCCUCUUGGGCUUUAUGUAAAGACAAAUCUAUGUAACUGUACAGUUGUGCCCUACUUGGAAAUCUAAAAAUUGGUUCAUUCUUAAAUUUUUUACAGUUGUAAUUAUAUUGAUGUUCAUAUUGUGUAAAAUAACUCAUUUAAUAAAAUAGUACUUUGAUUUUACAAUAUCACAGGUCAAAUGCUUCUAGAAGUUCUCUUUUCAGUAUCUUUGUUUUAUUUGCCUUAUAGAAUCAUAACAAGUGGACUUCUCCACCUGCCGAAAAGCAGUAUCAUUGUUCUAACACCAUUGUUGUUAAGAGUCCACAUUAACUAGACCAUUGUUUCUCCAUUCAACAUGCUACUUGCUUUGAACUUGAUUAUUUUCUACAACUUAAUAUCUUUGACUAAAGAAAUAAGUUCUUUCAUUGUAGUUUUGAGUGCCUGUUCUACUGGCUAUUAUGAUUUUUCACUCUUAUAUCUUAAUGAGCUUUUAACUUGGAUUCAUGCACUGGAGUCAUCUGCAGUACCUGUAAAUCAUCAUGUCAGGUGGUAGACUGGUGGAUGUAUAGUAGAACUGAACUUGUUUUUCCUUUGGCCUAAACAGUCACAUGAACGCUGAAAUAAUUAAUCUCUGUUGUCAAGUUUGGCUGUGUAAGUUUAAAUGCAUCUAUGGGAAGUCAGCCACACUGGCUACAUAAAUGUGUAAAAAUGACUACUGUAAUCAUUUCUGUUUGAAAGCCAAGUGUUGAAUAAGUCUGUUUGAAUGAACAGGGUGGCACAUGAAGUAAAAUGAUGACUAAUUAA
Molecule: messenger RNA, 1420 nt
Organism: Pogona vitticeps (central bearded dragon)
Lineage: Eukaryota; Metazoa; Chordata; Lepidosauria; Squamata; Agamidae
Gene: ZNF706
Product: zinc finger protein 706
Source: RefSeq, a predicted model, not a curated record